Messenger RNA from Thlaspi arvense, 1822 nucleotides. The record is from the annotation of a GenBank genome assembly. NCBI's taxonomy places the organism in Eukaryota, Viridiplantae, Streptophyta, Magnoliopsida, Brassicales, Brassicaceae.
AUGACUUCGUGCGGCAUUGUUGAAAUGGCUAGUACUAUGAGGAACAUCCAUGGUAAGAGAUCUAAUUUCCAAUCUGAGUUUACUGGAAACGGAGGAAGUAAGAGAAGAAAUGUUCAUGAUGAAACAGAUCCUAAUGUCAUCGGGUCAGAAGACACCGUGUUUCGUUACUUGUGCCCCGUGAGAAAGACAGGGAGCAUUAUCGGGAAAGGCGGUGAGAUCGCAAAGCAGAUAAGGUCCGACACGAAAUCAAACAUGAGGAUCAACGAGGCUCUGCCCGGUUGCGACGAGCGUGUUGUUACCAUAUAUUCUACUAGCGAUGAGUUAAACCAUUUCGGUGACGAUGGAGAGCUUGUUUGUCCUGCUUUGGACGCUCUUUUCAAGGUUCACGACAUGAUUGUGAAAGACACUGACGCUGCUGCUGCUGAUGAUGAUGAUCGUGAUGAUGAUGAUGAUGAUGACGAUGAUGUUCUUAGUGAGAAACAAACGGUUACUGUAAGGAUGCUUGUGCCGUCAGACCAAAUUGGUUGUGUAAUUGGGAAAGGCGGGCAAGUGAUCCAGAAUCUGCGUAAUGAAACCAAUGCUCAGAUUCGUGUCAUCAAAGAUAAUCUACCAGCUUGUGCUUUGACUUUGAGUCAUGAUGAGCUUCUUCAGAUAAUUGGAGAACCUCUGGUUGUUAGAGAGGCUCUUUAUCAAGUUGCUUCACUGCUUCAUGAUAAUCCCUCACGGUUUCAGCACUCACUCCUGACAUCUUCAAGUUCCGUGCAUCAACCUGUGGGAAUGUUGAUGUCUGCAGCACCAACGAGCUCUCACAGGAACUACGCCGUGCAUAGAGAUGUAGCAGAUGCGAGGGAGUUUUGUGUUUGCUUCAUCUGUCCUGCUGAAAACGUUGGAGGUGUUAUAGGAAAAGGUGGUGGUUUCAUUAAUCAGAUCAGGCAAGAAACUGGUGCAACGAUUAGAGUCAAUACCUCAGAAACUGAUGAAGAGGAUUCCAUCAUUUUCAUCUCAUCAAAAGAGUUCUACGAAGAUCAGUCUCCAGCGGUGAAUGCAGCGAUACGUUUGCAGGUUCGAUGCAGUGAGAAAGUUGGUAAAGAUUCAAAUGAUUCAGCAAUAUCAACUCGUCUGCUUGUGCCUAGUUCCCAAAUCGGGUGUGUCAUUGGCAAAGGUGGAGCUGUUAUAUCCGAGAUGAGGAGUGUAACACGAGCAAAUAUCCGUAUUCUCCAAAAAGAAAAUGUACCAAAAAUUGCGCGUGAAGAUGAAGAAAUGGUUCAGAUUACAGGAAAUCCUGAUGCCGCCAUGAAAGCUCUUACGCAAGUAGUUUUGCGGCUGAGAGCUAACUCUUUCAACAUGGAUCAUGGACUUGUCUUGCUGCCAACGUCUUUUCCUUAUUUCUCUCAACUGACCGAAAGCUCGAGCAAAGCCAAAUAUGCAAAACGCGAUGGUUCUAAAGAUCACGACUAUAGCAAACUGAAUUCGAAUUCCAAGAGAAGAAACCGUGUUUCUUAAAUCGAGAAAAGACCCGUCUUAGAAAAGUAAUGCUUUAUGGUUUUCUUUUUUAUUCAAGACUAAAGAAGAUCGAGAGAGUGUUCAUCAGUUUCAGAAAAAAUAUGUCGCAAAUUUUUUUUACAGAAAGGUGUUUAUUUGUAGAAAGAAAUAUGUUGUUUAAUUAUGCAGUUCGCAUAAGAAAUGUAAACACGAGGGGUGUGUCGUCUUUCAUCUUUAAUUUCUACUUUGGACUUAUACUGUUUGAAUUUUCUUGAGUGCUUUUGUGGUAAACCAACCUCUCACUAUUUUGCAGCAUUACAUAAAAAUACCUAUAUUUCUC